AUGUCGGCUUCGGAGCGAACUUUAAAUGCACUCCAAGCCCUAUUGAAAUCGACCGACAAGCAACAAGGCUUUAGUGCACUUUUUGAAGAGAUCUGUGUCUGUCCUUUGGCAGUCGAUGCCGAGACGAAUAUUGCCAACGACCUUGUCGCUAUCAUCAAUGCCAUUUUCGACCAAAAUCUUGGGAUUGUUGCAACGCGCUCCCUCCUCGUGGUUUUGGCCGAUAAGCUAAAGUCAAUGCAGGCCAACCUAGUCACAAUUAUGGUCGGAGAGCAUUUACUAAACAUUCUAUCGGGACAAAUAUCGUCAUUUGAAGAGCAAAAUGCUCAGAUCCGCGAAUUAAUGGCCUCGGCAUUUGAAGGCAGAGAUGAUCAUCUAGCCGCAGCCAAAGUGUUAGCUGGUAUUCCACUAGAGUCUUCGCAACGGAAGGUGACAAAUGAUGACAAGGUCAAGAUUUGGAUUCGCAUUACGAGAAACUAUCUGGAGGUCAAUGAUACAACUCUAGCAGAACAGUCCUUAAACAAAGCUAAAAAUCUGAUUUACACUGUUAGUGACCGGGAUACAAAUCUCCACUUUAACCUCUGUCAAGCCCGAAUAUAUGACGCCCAAAGAAAUUUCUUGGCUGCAGCCCAAGGUUAUCAUGAUAUUAGCUUUAUGCCGAUAAUUGCAGAGGAGGAGCGAGUUUUAACGCUGAGUAUGGCAAUUAAAUGUGCUGUGCUCGCUCCAGCCGGGCCGGCAAGGAGUCGUGCCCUUGGAAGACUCUACAAAGAUGAACGGGCUGCCACGCUGGAAGAAUUUGGGAUUCUAGAAAAAAUGUUUCUUGAUCGGCUUCUUGGUCCUGAUGAGGUGGCGAAGUUUGCCAAAGGACUUGCAAUUCAUCAGCUUGCUAAGACGGCUGACGGUAGUAAUGUAUUGGCUAGGGCUGUUGUUGAGCACAAUCUCCGGGGUGUCUCAUACUUGUAUCAGAACAUAAGCUUCAGCUCUUUGGGGAAGAUAUUAGGGCUAGAUGAUGAUAAAGCUGAAGAGACGACAGCUCGGAUGAUUGAGCAAAAGAGAUUGGUGGGUCGUAUAGAUCAAAUUGAACGAGUCAUAUGGUUUCGUUGUGGAGAUUGCAUUGGUGAAACAGGCAAUAACCAACAAAUCAAGCAAUGGGAUGCAAACAUCCACGAUCUUGCUGAAGAAGUAGAAAAGGUUACAUCCGAGCUUCAACUCCUUUAUCCCGAAUUUGUUGCUAGACACAUGACAAUCUAG
This is a messenger RNA of Blumeria graminis f. sp. triticale, 1248 nucleotides long. Lineage: Eukaryota; Fungi; Ascomycota; Leotiomycetes; Helotiales; Erysiphaceae. The record is from the annotation of a GenBank genome assembly.